AACACAAGAAACAGUAUGGUCUCACUGUGCUGUUUUGUUAGUUCGCGGGAGGAAGUGAUGCCGCCAUCGCUGCCCAUUGAAACUGAAUUGGACGAGAUGCCAAGUACAAGUAAUAAUACGAGCAGCAAUCGUCGCAGAGGUGAAAAGAAGGCAUCGAAUAACGACGUCAAGAUAAAAAAAAAGAAAGCAGCAGUGUCGCGUGCAAAAAAAAGUCGCAGGGAAGAGGCCAAAAAAGAAUUGGAAAAUCUUGCUAUUAAUCUGCCAAACCGGACGCUGCCUCCAUCCGAACACGAUGACGAUCAAAACACAACUGGAGUUCGAAAGUCCAAACGGGGACACAUUCCAUUGUGCAACACCUGGGUGCACACAGUGGAUGAUCCUUUUUUCUUCCUAUAUAAAAAACCCUAUCAACGUAAAGUUUAUCCCCUACCACCGAAGCCAAAAAAGAAGUUACAAAUUAAUAACACGGAUUUAUUUGUGGACAAACCGCCGUUGGCCAGUAGCACACCAAGCAACGAAGCCACCAACGUCACAAGCAGCGACACUAAAGCAGACAAACAGAAUCGUAAGAGAAAGCAAUUAACCGGAAUAACAUUGAGUAGCAUAGCUGAGCAACCAGAAGAACGUUCUAUGGAAUUUAUGAGGCAGGAGCAACUGCAAGAGCAGCCAAUUGAGACGAAAACCUCUAAGCGGGGACGGCCAAAAAAAAAUGAUCCAAUAUCUUCCAAGGAUAUUGUCACACCGAAAACAUUGGUCUCUUCAGCAACACAAACAGAUUUUGAACCUGCGCUGGAAUGUCAUCCCACGGUCCAGUCAACAAACUCGUCGCAAAAUGACGGAUUUCCUCUGAAUUGGCUACGAAAUUUAAAUGAUCAACCCAUUCCCAAAGAUAACAGUACACAUCAAGAAUUUAAAUCAAUGAAGAUUUCUUGUGCAUCCAAUUUGCAGUACUCGAAAAUAAGCGGACUCGACUAUGCGUUUUAUGGAGGAAGCGAUAACACUAUUGGGUUUAUCCGUUUUCAACCCUUCCAAGUCCGAGGCAUUAAUAAAGCUAAAAGCAAAUUGCAAUUCGUUGUUUUUUUAUGGUGAAUUCGAAAUUGAAACUAACGAUUUGGAAACCAAAACAGACCCGAAGAAAAGUGAACUACUUCC
Messenger RNA from Drosophila nasuta, 1152 nucleotides. RefSeq lists its product as uncharacterized. The record is from RefSeq and is a predicted model, not a curated record. The transcript is spliced from 4 exons. Lineage: Eukaryota; Metazoa; Arthropoda; Insecta; Diptera; Drosophilidae. Bases 16 to 1089 code for a protein of 357 amino acids.